Molecule: messenger RNA, 366 nt
Organism: Helobdella robusta
Lineage: Eukaryota; Metazoa; Annelida; Clitellata; Rhynchobdellida; Glossiphoniidae
Exons: 5
Coding region: 1-366 (121 amino acids)
Source: RefSeq, a predicted model, not a curated record
AUGGCCCCAAGUACAUGUUCAGAAGAAUGCACUUUCUAUGUGAAAGUCAUACAAAAAUACAAACGCACAGAUAAAACAUUCACUGGCGUAGAAAAUGAAACAAUAAACAUUUACUUAUCUCAAAAGCCGAGUGAUCUGCUUAGAAUGGCCAUUGCAUUGAAACCAUUAAGAAGGGAGUUUCGGCUAUUUUUAGAUCAUGCAUUAUCAACAAUAUCACAUUCCAUACAAAAACACUGGCGUUUGAGUUUGUUUAAAGUAAAACAAACACAUAACAAUAAGCCAAACAAGCCAGCCUACAGCCAGCUAGCCAGUGAUGAAGAAAAAGCAACUGAAAUGUACACCAAAUUAAUUGUGUACGUAUUAUAA